Molecule: messenger RNA, 1954 nt
Organism: Phoenix dactylifera (date palm)
Lineage: Eukaryota; Viridiplantae; Streptophyta; Magnoliopsida; Arecales; Arecaceae
Product: elongation factor 1-alpha
Biological process (GO): translational elongation
Molecular function (GO): translation elongation factor activity; GTPase activity; GTP binding
Source: RefSeq, a predicted model, not a curated record
AUCUUCGCAAGACAACGCGGAAAGCAGGGGGCAGAAGGGUACGUCGGAUCGAAAUCAACGGCAAGAACUUGACAAGCCAAAGACCGUCGGAUGGGAGAUCCGACGGCGGAGAGGGAAACCCUAGCCAACCCGGCUGCGGUGGAUCACUUUAUAAUGAACUCGAGUGUCUCUCCUUGGCUCCCAAACCUUUGCCAGUUCUUCAGCGGCCGUCCGUUCUCUCGAGCGCUGGCCUUCCUCUCCUGGUUAUCGUUGCUUUAGUAGUCAUUCACGUCCAUCAUGGGGAAAGAAAAGGUUCACAUCAACAUUGUGGUCAUUGGUCAUGUCGACUCUGGUAAGUCGACCACCACUGGCCAUCUCAUUUACAAGCUUGGUGGUAUUGACAAGCGUGUGAUUGAGAGGUUCGAAAAGGAGGCUGCUGAAAUGAACAAGAGGUCAUUCAAGUAUGCUUGGGUCCUUGACAAACUUAAGGCUGAGCGUGAGAGAGGAAUUACCAUUGACAUUGCUCUUUGGAAAUUUGAGACCACUAAGUACUAUUGCACUGUUAUCGAUGCUCCUGGACACCGUGACUUCAUCAAGAAUAUGAUUACUGGUACCUCUCAGGCUGAUUGUGCUGUUCUGAUCAUUGACUCCACCACUGGUGGAUUUGAAGCUGGUAUUUCAAAGGAUGGUCAAACCCGUGAGCAUGCCUUGCUUGCUUUCACUCUUGGGGUUAAACAGAUGAUUUGCUGCUGUAACAAGAUGGACGCCACAACUCCAAAGUACUCUAAGGCCAGGUAUGAUGAAAUCGUGAAGGAAGUUUCUUCUUACCUCAAGAAGGUGGGUUACAACCCAGAGAAGAUUCCUUUUGUACCCAUCUCUGGAUUUGAGGGUGACAAUAUGAUUGAGAGGUCCACCAACCUGGACUGGUACAAGGGUCCCACCCUUCUUGAGGCCCUUGACCUGAUCCAGGAGCCCAAGAGGCCCUCAGACAAGCCUCUCCGUCUGCCACUUCAGGAUGUGUACAAGAUUGGUGGCAUUGGUACUGUCCCAGUCGGACGUGUUGAAACUGGCACUCUCAAGCCUGGCAUGGUGGUCACUUUUGGUCCCAGCGGUCUGACAACUGAAGUCAAGUCGGUGGAGAUGCACCAUGAGGCCCUGCAGGAGGCCCUUCCUGGUGAUAAUGUGGGUUUCAAUGUGAAGAAUGUUGCCGUCAAGGAUCUCAAGCGUGGUUAUGUGGCCUCUAACUCAAAGGAUGAUCCUGCAAAGGAGGCAGCCAGCUUCACUUCUCAGGUUAUUAUCAUGAAUCAUCCGGGUCAGAUUGGCAAUGGUUAUGCUCCUGUGCUUGACUGCCACACCUCUCACAUUGCUGUUAAAUUUGCGGAGAUCCUUACCAAGAUUGACCGACGGUCUGGAAAGGAACUUGAGAAGGAACCCAAGUUUUUGAAGAAUGGUGAUGCAGGUUUUGUUAAGAUGAUUCCCACCAAGCCCAUGGUCGUUGAGACCUUCUCUCAGUACCCACCUCUUGGUCGUUUUGCUGUGAGAGACAUGCGCCAGACAGUGGCUGUUGGUGUCAUCAAGAGCGUUGAGAAGAAGGAUCCUACUGGUGCCAAGAUCACCAAGGCUGCUGCAAAGAAGAAGUGAAACAUGCAUUCUGAAUGUGUUUUGGUCAGAGUCUGCAGGAAUUUAGUAGGUAGCAGUGUCGGUUUGGUUUUUCAUGGUGUUUGCUAUAGGUUUUGGUCAACGCCAUUGUCUCUAUUUGGCAACCUGUUGCAGAACUGGGUGCUUGAUAGGCGGUGGUGGAGUCUUUUGUGUUUUGUGUCUUUGUUAUGGCAUUGCUGGUAUCCAUUUUAGACUCCAAUCAGCUGCUUCAGAAUUUUUAGGUUUUUGCUCCUGGGCAGCUUGAAUAGUUUCGCUAUCUUAAGCUACAGUAUCUUUUUAAUGUUCAGAAUUUUAAUAAAUUAUUUGUUUCAAUCUU